CCCAAAGGUGUGUCUUCAUUCUUGUACAACACCAAAAAUCUGAAUAAACCCUCACACCCAACGCGGCUGUGGUGCGUAGACACCGUUUAGGUUAAUUAUUGGUUUGAUUCGUUGAAGUUGAAGUUGAAGUUGAAGGUGACGCAAAUGGAGGUCGAGAUGCAACACAACUUCGAUGUGGACCUCGGCAACCUCAUGGCUUUCGACUCCACUCACAGCUUCCCUUCUCAACCACCUCUUUCUAGGGAGGAACUCGUCAAGCAGAGUUUACUCAAAGGCACACACUUGGUUCAAGCUAUCGCAGAUGCCCUCUUUACCUUACCAUCAACCGAAGAUGUAGAUGGACCCCUUGUUAACUUGCCUCAGCCAUUAACUAAAUUACCAAGAGAAAAACAUCUGCCAAAACCAAAGCCCCCUACUAAAUGGGAAGUUUUUGCCAAAAAGAAAGGCAUACAGAAUCGGAAGAAAGAUAAGAUUGUGUAUGACGAACAAACUGGGACGUGGAAACGCAGAUAUGGGUAUGAUCGUGCAAAUGAUGAAGAUGCUGUGCCUAUCAUUGAGGCAAAAGCAACUGAUGAUCCAGCAGAGGAUCCUUUUGCCAAAAGAAAAGAAAAUAAGAAGCAAAGAGUUGAAAAACAGGAGAAAAAUCGAUUACAGAACUUGAAAGAAGCUGCAAAAUUUGGUGCUUUACCCAGCCAUAUUCAGUUGGCUGCUACAGCUUUGCCUAUAACAGGAACUCAGGCAGCACCCAAGAAAGUUACAAAGGAUGAACUAGGUAAUGUAGCAGGACUCGCAGCAACUGCAACAGCCAGCGGCGGGAAAUUUGAUAAAAAAUUGGCAGGUGAAAAGCCUGCGCAACAUAAAGGAAAAUAUCGGAAGUUCCUGCCAGUGGUGGAAGGAACCGGAAUAGGAUCAUUGGAGAGGGAGCAAACUGAAAAAAUAUUGAACAAGAUUAUGUCCAAGAAUUCUCAUGACAUACUCAACGUUCAAAAGGCUGUCACAGUGCACACUGUGAAGAAAGAGAAGAAACGAAGGAGUGAGAAAGGGAAGGCUUCAGCUACUGACAAGAAAUCUGACAAGAAAUUUGACAAGAAUUUGAAAACUCAGAAGAAGUCUUUUAAAAAGGGAAAUUUAAAGAAAAGCAAGGCGAAAGGAAAAUAGUUUAGAUUUUAUAGAAGGUUGUAGAGUUCUCGGAAACUCUGUUUACUGGUUUCAAGUUUUGUAGACGAUUAUUUCAUCUAUCAUUUGCCAUCCUUUUUGUUUACCAUAUAUAAUUAAAUUAGCUCUUUUAAAUUUUAAUAGACAAGAAAAACGCUUAAUUUCCUAUCAUGCUUAA
Cajanus cajan (pigeon pea) is the source of this 1333-nucleotide messenger RNA. Its product is annotated as ribosome biogenesis regulatory protein (RRS1) family protein. NCBI's taxonomy places the organism in Eukaryota, Viridiplantae, Streptophyta, Magnoliopsida, Fabales, Fabaceae. Gene Ontology annotation, biological process: ribosome biogenesis; ribosomal large subunit biogenesis; endonucleolytic cleavage in ITS1 to separate SSU-rRNA from 5.8S rRNA and LSU-rRNA from tricistronic rRNA transcript (SSU-rRNA, 5.8S rRNA, LSU-rRNA). Gene Ontology annotation, molecular function: protein binding. The record is from RefSeq and is a predicted model, not a curated record. Gene Ontology annotation, cellular component: nucleolus; nucleus; preribosome, large subunit precursor.